Rosa rugosa (rugosa rose) is the source of this 2218-nucleotide messenger RNA. Its product is annotated as probable sulfate transporter 3.5. Gene Ontology annotation, biological process: transmembrane transport. Gene Ontology annotation, cellular component: membrane. Lineage: Eukaryota; Viridiplantae; Streptophyta; Magnoliopsida; Rosales; Rosaceae. The transcript has 12 exons. Bases 8 to 1945 code for a protein of 645 amino acids. The record is from RefSeq and is a predicted model, not a curated record.
UCUGACCAUGUCUACGGAUUUGAGCACAUCAAACCACCACAAGGUGAACUUCUCUGCUCCGAGAGCCUUCUGCACCACAUUCAAAGCUGAUCUAAAGGAAUCACUCUUUCCCGACGAUCCCUUCAAGGGUCUUGAGAAUGAGAAAGCACUUGGGAAAGUCAAGAAAGGGUUGGUGUACUUUGUUCCGAUCUUCGAGUGGCUCCCCAAGUAUAACUUUCGUACUCUUCUGUACGAUCUCCUCGCCGGUCUCACCAUUACCAGCCUUGCUAUCCCCCAAGGAAUUAGCUACGCUAAACUAGCAGAAAUCCCACCCGUCAUUGGCCUAUAUACGAGCUUUGUUCCGCCUCUCUUUUAUGCAAUUUUGGGGGACUCCAAGUAUCUGGCCGUGGGAAACUUGGCGGCGUGCUCGUUACUUAUGAGAGAACAGAUCGGAGAAGUAGCAUCGCCGAAGAAUGAUCCCACUUUGUAUCUUCACCUGAUUUUUACGGCCGCCUUUGUCACAGGAGUCAUGCAGACACUAAUGGGUGUUCUAAGACUGGGGAUUUUAGUGGAUUUUUUAUCACAUUCUACCAUCACUGGUUUUAUGGGAGGGACUGCAGUUAUAAUUUCCUUGCAACAGUUGAAGGGAAUAUUAGGAAUGCAGAGUUUUACGACUGAAACGGACAUCAUAUCUGUUUUGAAAUCAGUUUUCCGACAUAGAAAAGAGUGGCAAUGGGAGACUGCCGUUGCUGGUAUUGUCUUCCUCAUUUUCCUUCAAAUAACAAAGUUCAUUAAGGACAAGAAGCCGAAGCUAUUUUGGAUAUCCGCCAUGAGUCCACUGGUUGUGGUUCUAGUUGGCUGCGUUUUUGCUUAUUUUGGCGAUGCUGAAAAUCAUGGAAUACCCAUUGUUGGACACUUGAAUAGAGGAAUCAAUCCUCUUUCCAUUCAGUAUUUGACCUUUGACAUGAGAUAUUUUCCAGCUGCUUUGAAGGCUGGGUGUAUUACUGGCGCUAUUGCCCUGGCUGAAGGAAUAGCCGUUGGAAGGAGCUUUGGCAUGAAGAGGAAUGAACAAGUUGAUGGGAAUAAGGAAAUGAUAGCUUAUGGAAUCAUGAACAUAAUGGGAUCUUUCACUUCUUGCUACUUGGCAGCGGGACCAUUUUCAAAGUCGGCGGUGAAUUACAGUGCGGGAGCAAAGACGGCAAUGGCGAACGCAGUACAGUCGUUGUUUAUGGUGCUGGUGCUUUUGUUAUUGGCUCCUUUCUUUAGUUAUACCCCUCUUGUUGCCCUAUCUGCCAUUAUCGUAUCUGCCAUGCUUGGACUCAUAAAAUACGACGUAGCUUUUGAACUGCUUAGGGUUGACAAGUUCGACUUUCUAGUUUGCAUGGCUGCCUUCUUAGGAGUGGCCUUCAUAAGCAUGGACAUUGGUCUUGGCCUCUCAGUGGGUCUUAGUCUCGUGAGAUCACUGCUUUAUGUGGCUAGGCCUGGCACUUGUAAGCUUGGAAAACUACCAGACUUGGGUCUAUAUCGUGACUUAGAGCAGUAUCCAAAUGGAAUAAAACAUUCAGGGAUCCUUGUCCUACAAAUUGGCUCCCCCAUUUACUGUGCAAAUUGCAACUAUAUUCGAGAGAGGAUUUUGAGAUGGAUUCGCGAUGAGCAAACCAGUUCCAGAGAUGUUGUUGAGCAUGUCUUGCUCGAUUUAUCAGGAGUUGUCACCAUUGACGUGCCUGGCAUUGAAACAAUGGCCGAGAUACUUAAAAUCCUGAGUGGAAUGAACAUUAAGCUAGGACUAAUAAACCCGAGAGUUAAGGUGAUGGAGAAGAUGAUAGCAUCGCAUUUCCUAGACAAAAUCAAGAAGGAAAAUGUGUUCUUGUCCGCGGAGGAUGCAGUCGAAUCAUGCAGGUUCUCACUUGACAGGUCCACUGAAAAUAGCGGUUCAUCAUCAACACGACAAUCUGAUGCUGUUUAGGAUUAAUGUACAUCAUUAAUUUGGCUGCAAUUAGCUAGAUAGCUAGUGCGCGCACGCAUCUUAUUGUUUUUUUUUUAGUGAAAGUAUUAUGAAUAGUAUUGCUGUGUAAAGUGGGAAUAAAGAUUUCCUGUGAUAGCUAGCUAGCUAGCUAGGUUUUUCUUACUUGAGAAGAGCAUUUUUAGUAAUGUUAGUCAUUUUUGAGUCAGAUUUUAGCCAAACUAGCUAAAAAGUCAUUUUAGCUAGCCACUUUAGAAAUACAUCUUCAUCAGUGUU